CUUUACAACAUUAACUUCAACCAAGAAAACAUUGCAACAAUGAAAUUCACUUUGGCUUUGGUCUGUGCCCUUUUGGGUGUUGCUGCUGCUGAUGUCUCCCAUUUGAGUGGUGCCUAUGAUUAUCCUAAACAGGAUUCCGGUUACAGCUAUAAUGGACCAGCCCAACAAGAUGGUUAUCAUUAUGAUGCACCAGUUCAACCUCAGCAAACCUAUUUACCUCCUGCUCAACCCCAACAAACCUACUUGCCUCCUGCUGAACCUCAACAAACCUACUUGCCUCCUGCUGAACCUCAACAAACCUAUUUGCCUCCCGCUCAACCCCAACAAACCUACUUGCCCCCUGCCGAACCACAACAGAUCUACUUGCCCCCUGCUGAACCACAACAAACCUACUUGCCCCCUGCUGAACCACAACAAACCUACUUGCCUCCCGCUCAACCUCAACAAACUUACUUGCCCCCUGCUGAAGGUCUUGCUCAGGAUGGUUAUCAUUAUCGCGUUGUCAAACGUUAUCGUCUCAGAUCUCAUUAAAUAUUGAA
Messenger RNA from Musca vetustissima, 539 nucleotides. RefSeq lists its product as uncharacterized. The record is from RefSeq and is a predicted model, not a curated record. NCBI's taxonomy places the organism in Eukaryota, Metazoa, Arthropoda, Insecta, Diptera, Muscidae. The transcript is spliced from 2 exons. The coding region runs from base 40 to 531 and encodes 163 amino acids.